AUGUUAGUCGCUGAACAUCUUUCCAUUAGACGGUCCCGAGGAGAUAAAUUGGCCGAAUCAUCAUCCUCUUCCUCUUUAAGUCUGUCUGCAAAGGGGGUAGCGGCCCCUCCCGAUGUCGUGUAUAAACUUUCAAAGAAAAUUGCUCAGUUGACGAAAGUUAUAUACUAUCUGAAUACCAAAAAUGAAGAUCAUACAACGGAGAUUCAAAGUCUUGCUGAAGCAUACGAAGAUGAAAUACAAGAGGUUGUUGAGGACGGGCAGAGUAGAAUUCAAGUUUUGCAAUCUAAAGUAGAAGAUGGUGAAUUAAAACUCAGAGCACAUGAGGAAGUGAUUCAGUCCUAUCUAGAAACGAUCUCCACGCAUGAGGCGGGUUUAGACACCCUUAGACAAAGGGUAGCGGAACUAGAAGAUUCUCUUAACGAAGCUGAAAGAGAAAAGAUAGAGACAGCGCGCACGCAUGAAGAGCAGUUGCAAGAGAUGGAAAAAACUGUAAAGCUGCGCUGCAAAGAAGAGGAAGAAGCAUCGGGGUUACGGUCCAAUUAUGAGUCCAUGCUGCAAGAGCAGUCCGAUAAACACGAGAAAGAACUGGAAGAGGUCAAACGGCAAAGUCUUGUCGAUCUGGAGGCACUCAGAGCCGAGUACACAAAGAAACUUCAAGCGGUGAACGAUGACAGACAGAAACUUGAUGAUAGCCUCAAAGAUGCCGUCUCAACAGUCAAAAGUCGACAUCAAGAUGAAAUCAAGUUCCAGCAGCAAGAAAUUAAGCAAUUGCGGCAAGCUUUGGAUGAUCAAGUCAAAGACAGUACAGCUCAGAUUAAAACACUGGAAACAAGGCUCACAGCGGCAUAUGAGCAGGAGCAUGAACGGCUUCUAGAAAGUCAGGCAGCCCUUAAGGAAACGAAGCAGACCCUGCAACAGAAAGGCGAUCAGGCUUUGGAGCUUGAAGGUGAAUUAAAUCAGACCACAAUAAAACUGCGCGAUUCGAAAAUCAAGCUCGAAGACUACAGCAAUCGUAUAAGUAGUUUGGAAAAGGAUAUUGCAACAAUGGUGACGAAGCUCAAUAUUGCUGAUGAACGUACGCGGAAUCUGGAAAUGCUGUCAAACGCAAAAGAGAAGCAACUCGCAGAUUUGUCGGUUGCUUUGACGCAGGAGGCCGAUGAAAAGGCAAGCAUAAAGUCAGAUCUGGAUGCUCUUACCGCUCAACAUCAAACGACGCUAGCAACGUUAAAUAAACUACAAGAAGAGAUGAAACUAUAUGAUGCAGAGAAGAUGGAGAAUGAAAGGAAAUUCCUUGCGCAAGCCAAAGCGUACGAAGAAUUGGAGCAGCAAAUGCAAGCCGAGCGUUUAAAACACGAAGAGCUUUUGGCAACGUCCCUAACACUCCAAAAAAGUGAAUUACAAGCUGCGUUUACUGCGGAAAUGUCUGAGCAGCUGUUGGAAGCGCAGAGAAAGCACGAUGAGGCUCUUCAAAAGAAAGUUCAAGAAAUCGUUGACUUACAGCAGCAAUUUGCGGAUCAUCGGGAAGCAUCCGAACGACAGAUGGAGCAGCUGCAGCGGGCUGCCAAAGACACAGAGGAGGCUUUGAAGGAACUCCUGAAAACCAAGGAGAAGGAAAUGGCAGAUCUAGCACACCAUCUGGAAGACGUCACUUCCACUCUGGAAGACAGAAUGAUGGAGAUUUCAAAGCACCUUAUCACAAUUCAGCAUCAAAGCGAGACCAUCCGAGGACUCGAGGUUGACAAAGCUGAUCUUUUCCAAAAGAUGGUGCAUAUCGAUGAACAAAUCCGGACCGAAAUGAGAGAUAAUUUCGAAAAGGAGAAGUUGGAUCUAGCGGACGCAUGGGAUUUGGAAGCAAAACUCGAAAAUCAAAGACUACGAGAUUCGCUAAAUCAAGGACAUGCACAGGACUUGCAGGCGGCCAUGGCACAAAAGGAAAAAGACCAUGAAGAGCAGGUUCAGGCUAUUCGACUUACCCAGCAGAAGGAAAUUGCCAAGAUGCAAAGAAUGGUGUCCAAUGCAGAAGGAACAGCCGCCAAUCUUGAGAAAGAAAAAGCUCUGCUACAAAAGCAGAUUCAAGACAUGGGAAGGAAAUAUAGGGAAGAACUAAUCCUCCUGGCCGAAAAGCAUGACAAUGCGCUACAGGAGGCGCGAAGAGCAUGGGAGAUAGAAGUGCAGAGUCGGGAAACGCAGCUAAAAGUGGCCUCUACGAUUGCCCUAGCACAACUGGAAAAGAAACUGCAGACAGAAAGAGAAGAGGCGGAUGUUGCACAUAAGCGCCAGCUGGAUGACUUGCGAGCUUUUCACACCAUGUCCAAUAUGGCUGCGAAAAAGGAAGCAGAAGCGCUUCGGCUGGUGGAGGCAAAUAAUCUCAAGAUGGAGUUUGAGCAGGAGAUGUUGGCAUUAAGACAGCGGUUGUUGGAAGAUCGGAAUGCGAAAGUCGCCGAAAUACAGCAAGCCCACGCCGCUGAGCUCCAGAACCUUGAGAAACAACAUAGUAGCGAGAUUAACUCCAAGGAAGACGCCAUCAAAAGCCUACAUGAAGAGGUGAUCUCCUUGAAGUCGAUCGGGGAAGCCCUGCGGACGAAAGUUACUGAGCAGUUAAAUGUGAUUGAGCAGCUGCGAGAGGACGUUGACGCUAGAGUUGCGGAGAUUGAGGACCUUAGGGAAGAGUCAGAGUCAAAAUUGGCUGCCCUUCGCGAAGAUCUGCUGGAUCAGCAAAAGCAAGAGAUCAGCCGUAACAAUGAACAACACAUUGAGGAAGUCCAACAAAUGCUUAGAGAGUUUGAGCACGCACAGACGUAUCUCAAAAAGCAGAUUGCCACCCAGAAGAAUCAGUUGCACGAAGCUGAUAUCAAGUACAUAAACCGCGAACCCCGCGAGGUAGACGUGCAGAGGAUAGCGCAGCUUGAAGAGGACUUGCGUCAAGCAAAACAAAUAAUCGAAGCGUUAAUGGAGGAGCUCCAGUAUUACAAGUUGGAACUCAAUAACCGGGAAGCCAACUUCAACAAGAUCUUCAACAAGGCGCCCGUGGUAGGAGUCAUUCAGCCAAUAGGUCUUUCAACCAGACAGAAUAAGUCAAAUUCGCGAUCGUACCCGUCGUUGAAUUCGUCCCGGCUGCCCCCGCUGCCAACGCCACAACCAGCACCGCCGGCAUAG
This is a messenger RNA of Spizellomyces punctatus DAOM BR117, 3156 nucleotides long. RefSeq lists its product as uncharacterized. Bases 1 to 3156 code for a protein of 1051 amino acids. The record is from RefSeq and is a predicted model, not a curated record. The transcript has 26 exons. Lineage: Eukaryota; Fungi; Chytridiomycota; Chytridiomycetes; Spizellomycetales; Spizellomycetaceae.